Molecule: messenger RNA, 1788 nt
Organism: Annulohypoxylon truncatum
Lineage: Eukaryota; Fungi; Ascomycota; Sordariomycetes; Xylariales; Hypoxylaceae
Exons: 2
Coding region: 196-1590 (464 amino acids)
Biological process (GO): transmembrane transport; monoatomic cation transport
Cellular component (GO): membrane
Molecular function (GO): monoatomic cation transmembrane transporter activity
Source: RefSeq, a predicted model, not a curated record
CGUCCAACACCCAACUGGUUCUUUUGCCACGGACAGCAUACUAGUCAUUCGUCAUACAGUGAAAUACACUGUUAUCAGAGAAACGAGGACUAUCUAGGUGGGUAGCUGAGGUGAUAGGAAUUAUCAGAACAACCGGUCGUAUAUCCGAAGUCAUUUCGACGGACUACCGGCUUAUGUCGAUAUAUUCACUCGAUCAUGGGUUCUGACACUACGCCUCCUGCCGAGUCGCAGUUACAUCCCUGUGAUAGCCAGCGUGGUCGAAAUUCGAGCUCGCGAGCCUCGACACACACGCCCAUAUCACAGUCUGUUCCUUCCCAUAAUCCCCACCGCAAUGCCACUAGCACCGCUGUCGAAGCUAUGAACGAGAGCAGUGAACAACCUGUGGCUCGCCACUCGUCUGCCACGACGGCAGAAGAUGUCGAGGCGCAAGAUGGAAAUGCGCGCUUUAGCGGGAGCGACCCUUAUAAUCUCUCUUCGGCUUUGAAGACGGACGGCCAGCUUUAUGAGAUCAAAGCUAAUACCGCCCGCAAGCGUACUGGCCAGGACAACGCAGAUAUGGGGAAAUUUGCGUCUACUCUUCAGGCGCGCAGGAUCCAUACAUUCUACAACAAGCAGAAUGAUACAAUCAAGAACAUGUUGAAAUCGGUAUCAGAACACGAGGCCGACCAUCGGCGUGAAGCUAACGAGGACCGCUUGCGCCUCGAAAUUGCCGUAAAGGGUUCGUUUGUGGCCAAUGUGCUCCUGUCCAUUUUACAAAUGUACGGUGCCAUAUCUUCCGGCUCUCUUUCGCUUCUUACCACCAUGGCCGACUCCAUCUUCGACCCGUUGAGCAACCUAACGCUCUACGUCACCCGAAAAGCUAUGGACCGUGUGGAUCCUAGCCGCUUCCCAUCCGGCAAUAACCGCCUAGAGACCGCUGGCAAUAUCACCUUCUGCUUCAUUAUGACGACCGUGUCCGUCAUUCUUAUCGCUUUCUCCUGUCAGGACAUCAAAGAGCGCUAUGGGACAGAUACUAAAGUUAAUGACUUUCAUCUGCCCUCGGUGAUCGCGGUGUGCAUCGCUUUUGCGACCAAACUCGGCUUAUUUUUCUAUUGUUGGGGUCUUAAGGACAAGUACAGCCAAGUGAAUAUCUUGUGGCAAGAUCAUCGGAAUGAUUUGUUGAUCAAUGGCUUCGGUGUGCUGACAUCCGUCGGCGGCUCCAGGCUCGCUUGGUGGAUCGAUCCUAUGGGCGCCAUUAUUAUGUCGGUUAUCAUUAGUGCCUCCUGGCUACAUCAGGCCUUUGACGAGUUCAUGUCGCUUGUUGGCAAGGCGGCCGAUAUCGAUAAGCAGCAACUUAUUACAUACAUUUGCGUCACGUAUUCGGAGGCCAUUCGCAAAAUCGACACCGUCCGUGUGUAUCAUUCUGGAGUUAGGCUAAUCGCCGAGAUCGACAUUGUCAUGGACCCUAACGAUCCGCUUAGAGUCACUCACGACGUUUCCGAAGGGCUACAGAUCGAGCUGGAGAAGCUGCCGGGCAUCGAGCGAGCUUAUGUCCACGUCGAUUACGAGACUACGCAUAAGCCGGAACAUAGCUUCAAGAAAGAUAUAUAAUUGCAUGCUAAAGCUACAACACUAGCUGUGCCUGGGGUCAUGUAACAAGCACAAGCAGGUUAUUUGAUCGACUCGCCAUGCAGGUAAUUCGAUGUAGAACGGAAGCAAGGUGUUAGGGUCUUAUGAAUCGGUAUGGGAAUAGAGAAAGAGACCUACAGGUUUCAUUUUGGGGUAUAGCAUACAAGUCUUAUCAUUAAG